This is a messenger RNA of Cololabis saira (Pacific saury), 2013 nucleotides long. RefSeq names its product guided entry of tail-anchored proteins factor 3, ATPase (gene get3). Gene Ontology annotation, biological process: post-translational protein targeting to endoplasmic reticulum membrane. The coding region runs from base 20 to 1045 and encodes 341 amino acids. Gene Ontology annotation, cellular component: GET complex. The transcript is spliced from 7 exons. NCBI's taxonomy places the organism in Eukaryota, Metazoa, Chordata, Actinopteri, Beloniformes, Belonidae. Gene Ontology annotation, molecular function: ATP hydrolysis activity; ATP binding. The record is from RefSeq and is a predicted model, not a curated record.
CCCCGCUGACGCAGACAAGAUGGCGGCCUCGUUGGAAGAUGAAUUUGAAGACGCUCCUGAUGUGGAGCCUUUAGAACCCACUCUGACCAACAUCAUCGAGCAGAAAUCUCUCAAAUGGAUCUUUGUCGGGGGGAAAGGCGGCGUCGGUAAAACUACGUGCAGCUGUAGUUUGGCGGUGCAGCUGGCUGCCGUCAGGGAGAGCGUCCUCAUCAUCUCCACAGAUCCUGCUCACAACAUCUCCGAUGCUUUUGACCAGAAGUUCUCCAAGGUGCCCACUAAGGUCAAGGGCUAUGACAACCUCUUUGCAAUGGAGAUCGAUCCGAGUCUGGGCGUGGCAGAGCUGCCGGACGAGUUCUUCGAGGAGGACAACAUGCUCAGCAUGGGCAAAAAGAUGAUGCAGGAGGCCAUGAGUGCUUUCCCUGGCAUUGACGAGGCCAUGAGCUACGCAGAAGUCAUGAGGUUAGUGAAAGGGAUGAAUUUCUCCGUGGUGGUGUUUGACACGGCCCCCACCGGCCACACGCUGCGUCUGCUCAACUUCCCCACCAUCGUUGAGAGAGGGCUGGGCCGCCUCAUGCAGAUCAAGAACCAGAUCAGUCCCUUCAUCUCUCAGAUGUGUAACAUGCUGGGUCUGGGGGACAUGAACGCAGACCAGCUGGCCUCCAAGCUGGAGGAAACCCUGCCCGUCAUCCGCUCCGUCAGCGAGCAGUUCAAAGAUCCUGAACAGACCACCUUCAUCUGCGUGUGCAUCGCCGAGUUCCUGUCGCUCUACGAGACUGAGCGGCUGAUCCAGGAACUGGCCAAGUGCCGCAUCGACACGCACAACAUCAUCGUGAACCAGCUCGUCUUCCCUGACGCAGACAGGCCGUGCAAAAUGUGUGAAGCCCGGCACAAAAUUCAGUCCAAAUAUUUAGAUCAGAUGGAGGACCUUUAUGAAGAUUUUCACAUAGUCAAGUUACCACUAUUGCCCCAUGAAGUUCGAGGUGCCGACAAGGUCAACACGUUCUCUAAGCAGCUUCUGGAACCCUACAAACCCCCCAAUAAGUGAUGAGUCCCCGGAGUCUCCCGGAGCUUCAGCUGCCCCCCCGACCCCACGAUGACCACAGUCCCCCCCAACCCCCCCAUCUCCCCACCAGCCUCAUGAUGACCACAAGGAGAAGGAAGGAGAACACAGCACCCAGCGGACCGGCAGAGGAGACACCGUCUCCCUCUCACAACACCCUUUCUUGUUGCAUAUACUUUGUGGCUGUUGUUCAUGUCUUAUUGCAUUUAACCUCUUAAAACCAGUGUCCAGCCUCAGUUGUGGACGUGUUUCCACGGGUGAUUCUUUACAUUUACAUGAUCCACCCCCUGCCAGACGCCUCGUUUCUGAUUAGGCAGUUCUCUCUGUAAUUUUAGUCAAAAAGGUCAUAACUGGAGAACAGACGCAUCUCGUCCCUCACACACCUGGAAGUCGCUCCAUAUCUCCAUACAUUUAUGGUUUGACUGCAGGGCAAAGAACGACAAAAAAAAAAUGUUUCAGGUGACUUUCAGCGGUUUCUGUUCUUUAUCAAGACCAUUUUCUUUUUAAUAAGAAAAGAAAGCUGAAGCAGUUGGAAGACUUUCCUCUGUUAACCCUCGUCUGAUGACCCCGGUUAACUAUAGCCGUUAACUACACAGCAUCCACUCUGAAUCAACUUUAAUUUGGAGAUUUAUAUCCAUAUGUGGUGAAGUUAUUUGAACUGAAUCUAUUAAAUAUACAAGGCUACUUUGGUUGGUCGUGUACCGUAAUUCUAAUUGACAUUGAUUGUUGCUGAUCAGUUCUUGAGCAGAUGAAUGAUGGGAAUGCCUACGUUGGUGAUUGAAUAAAGUACUCAGAUUGGUUUGACCCAGCAGAAAUACGCAGGUUAAUAGAUCCUCAUAUAAAGCAGAAUCUCCCUUCUCUGUAAAACACACCUGAGUUAAGAAUCAGUUUUUCUAUAGAUUUUCUUUAAAGUAUAUUGGAAGUGAAAAUUAAAGUUGCUUCAGCUAACAGCA